AUGGACCCACAGCGUUUCUUCUACCGCGUGUUAAGGUUGAAUGGUGACCACACCACACUGAAGUUUUCUGAUGAUAUUUUAAAAUUCGACAUCAAAGUUCUGUAUCAGUCACUCAACACAUACCCACGACGCUUGCAGUAUUGUUUUCCUUCUCAGUCCAUACUCCGCAACAACUUCUUCCAAGAGGGUCAAAAUUUUCUACACGCACUCUUGUCACGCACACACUUCUCCAUUGAUUCUCUUGAGGAAAUCACGGAGAGUGUUGCCUCCACUGUCCGAGAGUUGUUUGAAGUUGGUGAUAGGGUUGCUUCUGAGCACCGAUUACGAGACAAUCCAUGCAGUGUUGCAGAGCAACGGAGAAUUGUUGUGUCUGCUUGGAGGAGUUGGAUAGGAAUGCUGAGAGCUUCACAACGCCAUGCCAUCAUUUGUUUCAUCUGCAAUGCAUUUUGCCUUGGCUGCAAAUCAAGCAUGUUUGUCCACUUUGUCGUCACCUUUUGCCCACCCUCCCAAAUUGAUCAGCUCUCAGAGGAAAAAAAAGUUGAGUAA
This is a messenger RNA of Sphenostylis stenocarpa, 546 nucleotides long. The record is from the annotation of a GenBank genome assembly. Lineage: Eukaryota; Viridiplantae; Streptophyta; Magnoliopsida; Fabales; Fabaceae.